Ceratotherium simum simum (southern white rhinoceros) is the source of this 1110-nucleotide messenger RNA. The record is from RefSeq and is a predicted model, not a curated record. NCBI's taxonomy places the organism in Eukaryota, Metazoa, Chordata, Mammalia, Perissodactyla, Rhinocerotidae.
AUGGGUGAAUCCUCCGCCACAACUGCGCCCGUUUUCCAAAGGAGGCAGAGGAGGCGAGGAAGUUGGGUAACUUGGCCGGAGGGCCUAAGGGGCAGCGCGUCCUUCCUGUGCCGCCUUUUCUCCCCGCCAGCGCCCCCGUUCCCUGCGGCGCCUGGGCCCUGGCUGCGCCGACCCCUUUUCAGCCUGGAGCUGUCGGACGCGGAGGACGCCUUUCCGCGCCGCGGGGGGCCGCUCGAGGUCCCAGCCGACAGCCGCGUGUUCGUGCAGGCGGCCCUAGCCCGUCCCUCCCCGCGCUGGGGCCUGGCCGUGCACCGCUGCUCGGUGACUCCAUCCUCACGCCCGGCCCCGGGGCCCGCCCUGGCGCUGCUGCGCGGGGGCUGCCCCGCCGACUCUUCGGUCACCUUCCCGCCGCCGCCGCCGCGCCCCGGUGCCGCCCGCCCCGCGCGCUUCAGCUUCCUCCUGCGCCCGGUCUUCAACGCCUCCGUGCAGUUCCUGCACUGCCAGCUGAGCCGCUGCCGCCGCCUCCGGGGAGCCCGCCGGGCGCCUGCACCUCUGACGCUGCCGCCGCCGUCGACGUGUCUGCCUCAGGAUGAGGCGUGCGCGGGCGCCGGCAGUGGCGGCGGCGAGAGCCCGGGUGCCGACAGCCCCCACCUGCACACGCUGACGCAGCCCAUCGUGGUCACCGUGCCGCGGCCGCCCCCACGGCCACCCAAGAACGUCCCCGGCAGAGCCGUGCGCCCCGAGCCUCCCGCGCCGGCCUCGGCGGCCCUGGAGCCCGCGCCGGUGGUGGCGCUGGUGUUGGCCGCCUUCGUGCUGGGCGCCGCGCUGGCCGCCGGGGUCGGCCUCGUCUGCGCGCACUCAGCGCCCCCACCCCCCGGCCCGCCCCCGAGAGCCUCGCCCAGCCGCCUCCAGCCCAGGAGGCCCCAGUGAGGCAGGGAUGGCGCGCCCCCAGCAGGGCUCGGAGACGCACCAGCCACGGCCUCGGACCAGGCCCACCAGGACUGGACAGGCUGCCCUCGACCUCGGACCCGAUGGGACCACGAUCCCUGCGCCGCGCCCCCUCUCGCUCCUCCUCCCACCGUCCCACCUGGGCCCAAAAUAAACAUCUGG